Frieseomelitta varia is the source of this 2095-nucleotide messenger RNA. It is a transcript of the gene Calx, whose product is annotated as sodium/calcium exchanger 3. Gene Ontology annotation, biological process: calcium ion import across plasma membrane; sodium ion transmembrane transport; cell communication. Bases 479 to 2095 code for a protein of 538 amino acids. The transcript has 2 exons. The record is from RefSeq and is a predicted model, not a curated record. Gene Ontology annotation, cellular component: postsynapse; axon; sarcolemma. Lineage: Eukaryota; Metazoa; Arthropoda; Insecta; Hymenoptera; Apidae. Gene Ontology annotation, molecular function: calcium:sodium antiporter activity.
CAUGUAACAGGUACACAUACACAUAUACACACACACGCGCGCGCGCGCAAAAUCGUCCGUAGUUUCCGGGUUCGAGGUAAUAGCAACAAACACGAAAACGAAGGAAGAAAGAGGGUGAAGUGCGUGAAGUCUCAUAGGCGGUGUGCGAGAUCCCGAAGAGGGAGUUAAGUGCACGCGAAGAAGGAAGAGGAAGAGAAAGACUCCAGAAAGCACCCUGUCGUCGUAUCGAUGGGGAAACGGUGGUGAGAAUUUUCACCGGGGAGAAAGGAGAAGACGCGGGAUAGAAAGGAGAGGAUCGCCAGGCUACCGGCGAUUUGGAAUCGGCCGAUUGAAAUCAAACCGCCGGUGAGAUUCGACGAGAUCGAUCGACUGCCGGGUUGUUUAUCGGUCGACAGGGAGAGACAAGAUUUCGAGUGUUGGUCCGACAGAGAAAGAGAGGGGAGAAUCCUCCCCUCGCGAGAGAGAAUCGUAGAGAAAGAUGCCGGGAAAUUAUUCGGCACGGUGCGAGCCCGGUCUAAUGGUGCCAGUAUGGAAACCGGAGGAGAACCUCUAUCUCUCGGACAUGAUCUUCCGCGGUUUCGUCUACUUCCUGCUGCUGUUGUACCUGUUCAUCGGCGUCUCGAUAAUCAGCGAUCGUUUCAUGGCGGCGAUCGAGGUGAUCACCUCGAAGGAGAAGGAGCUGGUCGUCCGCCGGCAGGGUAAGGAGCCGCAGAUCGUGGUGGUGCGAGUGUGGAACGAGACGGUGGCGAAUUUAACGCUGAUGGCGCUGGGCAGCAGCGCGCCGGAGAUCCUGCUGUCGAUCAUCGAGAUCUGGGCGAAGAACUUCCAGGCCGGUGAACUCGGGCCGGGAACGAUCGUAGGAUCGGCCGCGUACAACCUCUUCGUCAUCAUAUCGCUGUGCGUGUUCGUGAUACCGAACGGCGAGACGAGGAAGAUCAAGCACCUGAGGGUGUUCUUCGUCACAGCGACGUGGAGCAUAUUCGCGUACGUAUGGCUGUACGUGAUACUGGAGGUCUCGAGCCCGGGCGAGCUCGAGGUCUGGGAAGGUAUACUCACGUUCUCCUUCUUCCCGGCCACGGUGCUCACCGCCUACGUGGCCGAUCGACGGCUGCUCAUCUACAAGUACCUGCACAAGGGCUACAGGAUGAACAAGAGAGGAGUGAUCGUGCAGGCGGAGGCCGGCGACUCGGACGGCGGGGUGGAGCUGGAGAUCAAGCCCCAGCAGGACAACUUCCACAGCAUGACCGACGCCGACACGCCCGAGGCGAAAGAGUUCGAGCAGACCAGGAGGGACUACAUUAAAACACUGCGGGAGCUGAGGAAGAAGCACCCGACCCUGCCGCUGGAGCAGCUGGAGGUGAUGGCCCAUGAGGAGGUGCUCGGCAAGGGGCCGAAAAGCAGGGCGUUCUACAGGGUGCAAGCCACCAGGAAGAUGGUCGGCGCCGGGAAUCUCAGCAAGAAGAUCAGCGAGAGGGCGCAGAGCGACCUGAGCGAGGUGAAGGCCGAGCUGCAACGGCAGGAGGCCGAGAGCAUCGACAUCGACAACGUGAACGCGAUGAGGAUCUUCUUCGAGCCUGGCCACUACACCGUCAUGGAGAACAUCGGCACGUUCGAGGUGGGAGUGACAAGGGUUGGCGGCGAUCUGACCAAACCGUGCACCGUCGACUAUUGCACCGAGGACGGCUCGGCCGAGGCUGGCUCCGACUACAUCAGCGCCAAGGGCACCCUCACCUUCGACCCCGGCGAGACCAAGAAGACCAUCAAGCUAUCCGUCAUCGACGACGAACUGUUCGAGGAGGACGAGCACUUCUACGUCAGAUUGAGCAACGCGUCGCAGCCGGCCAUGCUGGUGUCGCCCAGUUUGGCGACUGUGAUGAUCCUCGACGACGAUCACAGCGGCGUGUUCGGCUUUCCCGAAAGGGACGUCGAGCUGGUGGAGAGCGUCGGUCAGUAUCCUCUGCGAAUUGUGAGAUACAGCGGCGCCAGGGGACGCGUGGUCGUCCCCUAUCGCACCAUCGAGGGCACGGCCAAGCCUGGAAAGCAAUACAUUCACACCGAGGGCUCGCUCACCUUCGAGGACAAUCAAACCGAGUAA